ACUCUCUCUCCCGCUCGCCCUGAAGGCCAGAUUUUCUCCCCUUUUCGGUAUUCCCAUUUUGUCUCUCUCCUCUCAGAAACCCUAAAACUGCAGUAGAAGAAGAAGACCCACCAUUGAAAUCGGGGCGCAGCUGCUUUUUUUUGUGUGUCAGAGGACGUGGCUUUCUCGGGAUUCUGGAGAAAUUUUCCGUUACUUUCUCGGGAAAGAGUUGCUGCUUCUGUUGGGUUAUUGUGGGAGCCAACGGUGGGAACUAAUGGGUGAACAGAUCUUAAUGGCUAUAAAUGGUAGUUUAGAUUCUCAUGACGACGUGUCAGUGCAUAUCAACGGCUUUGUUAAGGAGAACGAGAAUUUAAACGUCGAUUUUCUCGAUGAUUUAGACUCAUACUGGGACGAUAUAAACGAUCGGUUGGUCAUUUCGAGAAUGGUGAGCGACUCAUUUAUCAGGGGAGUGGUAAAUGCAGUUGAAUCGGAGGCUGCUGAGAAGAUAGCUCAGAAAGAGCUGGAAGUGUCUAGACUGAGGGAUGCUUUACUUCUGUACCAUGUGGGUGAUGAGGAAAAUGGAACCUCACAGUCGCAUUUCAUACACGAAUCUUGUUCAGACAAUCCUGGUUUAUUCAUUGAGCAUGGACAGGAUCAAGAAGUAUCUUUAGACAAUCUUAAAACUGCAGCCAAAAACCAGUUGGAGUUGCUCUUCAAAGCACUCAACAAUAUUAGACGGUGUAAUAGCGUGAAUGGUACAGACACUGAUGUGGAAAUCUUGGGUUUAGGCAGCAGUCCUCGUGAAAGUGGGCCUGAGAAAUGGAAUGGAGUGGAUAAAAUGCUCAAUUCACUGAAGGGUGUUCUAGGUGCUGCAGUUGAGCAAGUGAAUGUGGAACCAUUUUCAUUAUGGCAGCGGGACAAUGAUUGUCUAGAAGAAAUCCAAUGCAUAGUGGUUGCUAGUUUUGUCCAAAGUCAUCUCAAGGAAGAGUAUGAACAAAGAUCGCAGGAGAAAAAUGUAGACUUUUAUGGUAGUAGAAGUUUGUUACUCGAAAAGAUCAAAGAGGUAGAAGGUUUGCGCCACGAACUGGAGCUGAUUUCUAAAUUUCUUUCGGGUCAUGAAAACGGGCACCAUACAUUAAAUGGGGGUAUCGAGGUUGGAGAAGAAAACAACCAAAAAAAAGCUGAUCCUUUACACCGCAAGAUCUCUGGAUGUCAUUUUUCAUCAUCUUCACUCUGGGAUUCCAAUGGUAAGCAAGAUGACUCUGUCACCUCAAUGUCGGAAAGUUAUGAUACUUUGAAACACUUAUCUCACGAUGAUUUGAUCAGUCACUUUAAGACUGAGAUGAAUCAAAUGAAGAGAGAACACGAUUACAGAAUACAAGAAAUGACAGAAGAUUAUUUUAGUCUUAAGCGAGAGUACUUGAAUUUAAAGGAAAGGGGUUCUUUUUCAUCGCUGAAGAGGGACAAGGAGUUCGAUGCCCUAAGAAGGAAGAUCCCAGAUGUCAUUUCGAAACUAGAUAAGAUAUUAUUGGAAAACGAGAAGUUUGUCUCUGCAGAAAAGAACAAUGCUGAUCUCAAGAGCCGCUUGGAUACACUUCUGCUAGAAAACUGUCAGCUGAGAGAUUUGCUUAUGGAAAUGAAAAGGGAAAGUAAUAAUUUGUCUUCACAAGUUUCAGAUGCUACUAAAAAGACGUUGCAGCUUUCUCAAGCUGAGGAAAAUCUUCGAAAUGUGAUCAGAAAGCUUGAAUCGGAUGUUGAAGACUCACAUAUUGAAGCUUUUAUCUCUGACAAAGUGUAUGGAUGUUUUGUCGAGGAGUUCAUGAACCAGAUCAGAUGCAUGAAAGAGGAAACAGACUUGGAGAAUCUUAUCACGGGAGAAGUCUUUGAGCUGAUAUCCAGAGAUAUUAUUGCUAGUAGGCAAUCCUCUGAAAGCAAGGAUGAUCUCGAAGAAUCUUGUGUCGAGUCACUCAUGACAGAAGAGUGUUGUGAGGUAAUAUACAAAGAAGCCUUGAAGGAAGCUUGUGAGAAACUCGAAGAACUGAACAUGAAAUACAUUAGUGAAAGCAAAAUCCGAGUUUCCCUCGAAAUGCAUGUAUCAGAAAAAGAAGAUGCUCUGAGAUUAGGGCUUCUGGAGAAGGAAAGACUGAAGCAGGAUAUUCAUUCAUUGGAGAAUCUUGUCAAGGAGAAGGAGAAUCUAGUUCUUGAAGCUGAGAAUUCAUUAGCUAAAGAGAGCAAGAAACUAAAGAUAGCCUUUCAAGAGAUUUGCAAUCUGCGAGAUCGGAUACAUCAGCAAGAAAUAGAAAUUCUGGAGAAAAAGGAAAAACUCGAGUUUGUUGCAGCUCAAGCUUUGGAGAGAAACAAAAGUUACGAGGUGAAGAUAUCUGAAUUGAGACAGGAGCUUGUAUUAGCUAGAGAGACGGUGGAGAAAAUCGGCAUAGAGAAGAUGAUGCUUCUGGAUAUAAAACAUGAGACAGAGAAGAAGUUAUUAGAAAAGGAAGAAGAGGAAAGGGCACUAAGGAAACAAUUUGAAUCUAUAGUUAUAGUUUCAAGUGAAUUGUACAAAAACUUCAACAAUAUUGAGCACAGGGUAGCAGAAAAGACAAUAGAGACAAAUUCUAGGUUGAAAAGUCUGUACAAUCAAUUGAGUUAUCUUUCACAACAAGCUGCUAACCUCAAGGGGAGAGCAUUGUCGUAUAAGCAACGUCUGGAAAAGAAGUGUUGUGACCUCCAAAAGGCCGAGGCUGAAGUUGAUCUCCUUGGAGAUGAGGUUGAAUCUCUCUUGGACCUUCUCGAGAAAAUAUAUAUAGCCCUCGAUCAUUAUUCUCCAAUCCUCAAGCAUUAUCCUGGUAUCAUUGAUAUUUUGAAGCUUGUCCGGAGAGAAUUAAGUGGAGAAUCAAAGAGAGCAGUUUGAUUAUCUGUUCUCUAGAGACAGGCAAGUCACCACGUAAAGACAGAUAGAUCGACACGAAGAUUUUUUUUGGUUCAAGCAAUGCCGGUGAAUGCUGUUACAGCAGGCGUGUGCCCAGGAAAUUUGGACAGAAGCUUGGCUUUGUCUGUUUGAUGCUAGUUUAGUUUGUCUCUUCUUCACUUGUACAGAUAGAUUUCUCAAGCUUUCUCUGGACCAAUGUUGAUUGUAGUUCUUACACAGGCUUCUUGUUAAGUAGAUGUGGUCGGUUAUGGUAUCCAACUCUGUCAUGGAACAUGUUUCUACAAGUGCUAACACAACUAGAAAAAAAAAAGUAAAUUUUGACCA
Messenger RNA from Tarenaya hassleriana, 3232 nucleotides. RefSeq names its product WPP domain-associated protein. The transcript has 6 exons. The record is from RefSeq and is a predicted model, not a curated record. NCBI's taxonomy places the organism in Eukaryota, Viridiplantae, Streptophyta, Magnoliopsida, Brassicales, Cleomaceae. Bases 254 to 2890 code for a protein of 878 amino acids.